AUGAGGCCGUGGCAGUGGGCGCAGGUGUGGAUGUGGCUGGCUGGGCUGGGGACCGUAGAAUCAGCACCCAUCCUGGAGAAUGCCAAGGCCUUGGCCCGGGGAGCAGAGUCUCCACUCUUCCUAGACAGACCUGACUUCUUUGAUUACCCAGACUCGGACCAAGCCAGGCUCCUGGCCCUGGCCCAGUUCAUUGGAGAGAGACCUGUCAUCUUUGUUAACUCAGGUUCCGACUCCAUGCUCUUCCAUCACAUCCUGGUGGGCGCUCUGGUGGUGGCCUUCAUCUUCCUGCUUUUCCAGUUCUGCACACACAUGUAA
Molecule: messenger RNA, 315 nt
Organism: Globicephala melas (long-finned pilot whale)
Lineage: Eukaryota; Metazoa; Chordata; Mammalia; Artiodactyla; Delphinidae
Gene: FIMP1
Product: chromosome 15 C16orf92 homolog
Biological process (GO): fusion of sperm to egg plasma membrane involved in single fertilization
Source: RefSeq, a predicted model, not a curated record